This is a messenger RNA of Striga asiatica, 2220 nucleotides long. NCBI's taxonomy places the organism in Eukaryota, Viridiplantae, Streptophyta, Magnoliopsida, Lamiales, Orobanchaceae. The record is from the annotation of a GenBank genome assembly.
AUGCGUGCCGAGAGAUCUGUUGCCGAGAGACCACCAUUUUUGAGAUACUUGUUUUCGAGAGACCUAUUGCCGAGAGACCUACAUGUUGUAGAGAGACCUGUUGCCCAGAGACCCAUGCGAGCUGAGAGACCUGCUGCCGAGAGACCUGUUUCCGAGAGACCUAGACCUGUUGUCGAGAGACCUAUUUCGAAGAGACUCGUGUGUGCCGAGAGACCUGUUUCCGAGAGACCUGUUUCCGAAAUACCUGUUUCUGAGAUCCCAGUUGUUGAGAGACCUGUUGUCGAGAGACCCACGCGUGAGAGACCCGUGCAUUCUGAGAGACGUGUUGCCGAAAGACCUAUUUCCGAGAGGCCUGUGCAUGCCGAGAGACCUGCUACCCAGAAAACGGUUUCUGAGAGACCUGUGACCGAGAGACCAAUUUUCAAGAGAUUACUUGAUUCCGAGAGACCUAUUGUCGAGAGACCUGUUGCUGAAAAACCUGUUUCUAGAGACAUGUUUCUGAGAGACCUGUUUCAAAGAGACCUGUUUUUGGGAGACCCGUUUUCGAGAGACCAGUUCCCGAGAGAUCCAUGCGUGCUGAGAGACAUGUUUCCUAGAUACCUGUUAUCGAGAGACUUAUUUUCGAGAUACCUGUUUCUAAGAGACAUGUAUUUGAGAAAUAUGUUUCCAAAAGACCUGUGGUCGAGAGACCCGUGCGUGCAAAGAGACCUAUUUCCACGAGACCUAUUUUUGAGAGACCUGUUGUCCAGAGACCUAUUGCCAAGAGACCCGUGCGUGCCGAGAGACCUGUUGCCGAAAGACCUGUUUCUGAGUGACUUGUUUCUGAGAGCCCUGUUAUUGAGAAACCUGUUGCCAAGAAACCCACGCUUGCAGAGAGACCUUUUUGCCGAGAGACUUAUUGUCGGGAGCCCUGUUUUUUACGAGAGACCUGUUGCCGAGAUGCCUAUGAGUGCCGAGAGACCUAUUGCCGAGAAACCUAGACCUGUUUCUGAGAGACCUAUUUACGAUGGAUCUGUUGCCAAGAGAUCUGUUUUCGAGAGACAUGUUGUUGAGAAACCUGUUGCUGAGAGACUUGUGCGACCGAGAGACCUGUUGCCGAGUGACCUAUUGUCCAAGGGACCUGUUUAUGAGAGGCCUGUUUUUGAGAGACUUGUUGUUGAGGGACCCGUGCGUGCCGAGAGACCUGUUGCCGAGAGACCUGCUUCCGAAAGACUAUUGCUGAGAGACCUAAUUCUGAGGGACUUUUUAUCAAGAGACCAAUUGUCGAGAGACUUGUUGUCCAGAGACCUGUUGCCGAGAGACUUGUUUCUAAGAGACCUUUUUUCGAGACACCUAUUUCGAAGAGACAUGUUUCCGAGAGACCUUUUGCCGAGAGACCUGUUGCCAAGAGACCCGUGCGUUCCGAGCGGCCUGUUGCAGAUAGACCUGUUUUCGAGUGACCUAUUUUCUAGUGACUUGUUGCCGAGAGACCUGUUUCUGAAAGACUUGUUUUCGAGAGACCUAUUGUCGAGAGACCUGUUGCUGAAAGACCUGUUUCUGAGAGACCUGUUUCAAAGAGACCUGUUUUCGAGAGACCAGUUCCCGAGAGACCAAUGCGUGCUGAGAGACCUGUUUCCUAGAUACCUGUUACCGAGGGACUUGUUUUCGAGAUACCUGUUUCUAAGAGACCUGUAUUUGAGAAAUAUGUUUCUGAAAGUCCUGUGGUCGAGAGACCUGUGCGUGCCAAGAGACCUAUUUUCACGAGACCUAUUUCUGAGAGACCUGUUGUCUAGAGACCUAUUGCCAAGAGACCCGUGCGUGCUGAGAGACCUGUUGCCGAAAGACCUGUUUCUGAGAGACUUGUUUCUAAGAGCCCUGUUAUUGAGAAACCUAUUGCCGAGAAACCCACGUGUGCGGAGAGACCUUUUUGCCGAGAGACCUAUUGUCGGAAGCCCUGUUUUUGGCGAGAGACCUGUUGCCGAGAUGCCUAUGAGUGCCGAGAGACCUGUUGCCGAGAAACCUAUUUUUAUUGUUUUCGAAAGACCUGUUGUCGAGAGACCAUAUUCCAAGAGACCUAUUUCUGAGAUACCUAUUUACGAUAGACCUGUUCCCGAGAGAUCUGUUUUCGAGAGACAUGUUGUUAAGAGACCUAUUUUUGAGAGAAUUAUUGUCAAGAGACCUAUUUCCGAGAGACUUGUUGUUGAGGACCUAUUUUCGAGAGACUUGUGCGUGCCGAGAGAC